Bursaphelenchus xylophilus (pine wood nematode) is the source of this 1058-nucleotide messenger RNA. The record is from the annotation of a GenBank genome assembly. Lineage: Eukaryota; Metazoa; Nematoda; Chromadorea; Rhabditida; Aphelenchoididae.
AUGGCUGGAGUAAUUGAAGAUGGCGUCAAUAAUGGAGUAGAACAUGUUGAGGACGAUAUUGAUGAGGGAGAGGGAAAGAUUAUCGAAGAGCGGGACAAAGAGGAGAUCUUCGUCAAACCGCUCUAUUCGUAUUACUGCCAUUGUGGACAGGUAAUGUUUUUAAUUUAUUUUUUUGACUUUAGGCACAGAAGUUUUGUGUUUGCCCAGUUUUUCCAUGAGUAAUAUAUAUUUAAUACCUAAUUUUCAGAUGGGAUUGAUAAGCGACACACCAUUGAGUCGAAUGCCACUGAGGAAGAGGGAUAAAGCUCGUGUAAUAGACCCUAAAUGGACAUCGGCCAGAUUAUUUGUGGAACAAGGAGAAACAUUUUACGUUAGACGGUACGUGACUUAAGAUACAUUGUUCUUGACUUUUAGGUGUUUUCUGGUGUUAAAAAUUACUCGCUAAGCUGUAAUAAGACUCUUGUAUGUUUAUAGAGAGCUUCAGCUUCAUUCACCCUAAUUUUCUAUUAAAAUACCCAUUUUUUGCAGAAAAGAAGGUCUAGAACAACAAUAUCGAAGACAGUGCAAGAAAUGCGGAGUCCCCUUAUUCUACCAACAUCCGUUUAAUCUCGGAAUCACCUUUAUAUUUGAGGACGCAUUAUUGACUGCAAAACAAUUGGGAGGGAAGGUUGCGAAUAAUGAAGAAUUAGUUACCAAGAUGGUCAUGACGAAACACAUCAGAAAUCAAGGAAAAGUUGGAUCAGUUACAAUCUCAACGGUGGCUGAGGAAGAAGAGGAUGUUGAGCAGGUAAGCUAGAGAGAUUUCGAGGGGUGGGAUAUGUGUAAUACGAUGAAAUAUUCCUGAUGAUACGUAAAAUAAUUUUUUGGAUUUCAUAAGCGAUUUGCACGGGUUUGAUGCUUGAGAUUUUCAGAGAGAUGCCCUGGAGACAUACUCAUCAAACGCCCGAAUUGUCGAGGAUCAGAUGCGCCGUCGAGGAAUGGUCCGUCAGCGGUAUCAAGCACAAGAUUCGUCAGCUCCUCAAGCCAAAAAGACCAAAAGAGGAACCCUGUUAUUGUAA